GCGCCGCGGGGCGGGGAGCGAGGGCGGCGGAGGGAUCGCGGAUCCGGAGCCCGGCGCGGCCGUAACGGCCCCUCGGUGUCCCGUCAUGGCGGGGGCCGGCGCCAGCAGCAGGGACAAGCGGGCCACGGCGGCGCGGCUGAAGGCGGCGCUGGGCGGCGAGAGCGGCGCGGCGGCGGCGGCGAAGCUGCGGGCGCUGCUGGAGCGGGUGCUGGCCCCGGCGGCGGGCCCUGGCGGCGGCGAGGCGGCGGGCGAGGCGCUGGAGUGGUGCCGUUGCCUGCUGUCGGGCGGGGAGCCCUGGGACAGCUUCGUGCAAGCCGUGCGGGCCUACGACCCCGCCACGCUCUGCGGCCUGGUUUGGACCGCCAACUUCGUGGCCUACCGGUGCCGGACGUGCGGGAUCUCGCCUUGCAUGAGCCUGUGCGCCGAGUGCUUCCACCAGGGCGAGCACGCCGGGCACGACUACAACAUGUUCCGGAGCCAGGCGGGGGGCGCCUGCGACUGCGGCGACAGCAACGUCAUGCGGGAGGCCGGGUUUUGUAAAAGACACCGGAUUAAAUCAAAUUCAAAUGUUCCAUGUGUUCCGAAAGACUUGUUGAUGAUGUCAGAAUUAGUUCUUCCACAGUUCAUCUUUAGUCUGAUUCAGCAUUUAAGAGAGGGAUAUAAUGAGCCUGCUCUUGAUCUGCCGUCAGAAAAAGACCUUCAUAAAAUUCUCCAGGUUUUGGAGCCUCACGUUUCCUUCCUAGAAGACUUGACCAAAAUGGGAGGUGCAAUGAGAUCAGUUCUUACCCAGGUUUUAACUAGCCAACAGUUCUACAAAGAUCUUAGCUCUGGUGUUGGAGAGAAUGCAUGUGCAAAGAAAAGUCAUGAAAAGUACCUCAUUGCUUUGAAAGGCUCUGGGUUGGCAUUUCCUGAGGAUAAAAUUGCAUGUAACAUGCAGGAACAAGGAGCUGGAACUAGCACAUUAUCUGUUCAAGGUUUGGCAGGUGGUACAGCAACAUCAGGACAAGGGGAUUCUUCAGAUGAGGAGGACCAGGAUGGUAGCCAAGGUGUGGGAAAGCGCAAGAGGGUGAAACUAAGCAGCACCACCAAAGAUCAGUCUAUCAUGGAUGUUUUGAAGCAUAAAUGUUUUCUAGAAGAAUUAUUAUUUUGGACAAUAAAAUAUGAGUUUCCACAGAAGAUGGUGACAUUCUUACUCAACAUGCUACCAGAUCAAGAUUAUAAGAUUGCUUUUACAAAAACAUUUGUUCAGCAUUAUGCUUUUAUUAUGAAAACACUGAAGAAAAGCCAUGAAUCAGACACCAUGUCUAAUAGAAUUGUGCAUAUCAGUGUUCAGUUGUUCAGCAAUGAAGAACUAGCACGCCAAGUAACAGAAGAAUGCCAACUGCUGGAUAUUAUGGUCACUGUUCUGUUGUACAUGAUGGAAAGCUGCCUUAUUAAAAGUGAAUUGCAAGAUGAAGAGAAUAGUUUACAUGUUGUGGUGAAUUGCGGGGAAGCACUACUGAAGAAUAAUACUUACUGGCCCCUAGUUAGUGAUUUUAUAAACAUACUUUCACACCAAAGUGUGGCAAAGAAAUUUUUGGAAGAUCAUGGUCUUUUGGUAACAUGGAUGAAUUUUGUAUCAUUUUUUCAAGGUAUGAAUUUAAAUAAACGGGAGUUAAACGAGCACGUGGAGUUUGAAUCACAGACAUACUAUGCUGCCUUUGCUGCUGAGCUGGAAGCCUGUGCCCAGCCAAUGUGGGGUCUGCUGUCACACUGCAAAGUUAGGGAAACACAAGAAUACACACGCAAUGUUGUCAGAUACUGCCUUGAAGCACUUCAAGACUGGUUUGAUGCUAUCAACUUUGUAGAUGAGCCAGCACCUAACCAAGUUACUUUUCAUUUGCCACUGCACCGUUACUUUGCCAUGUUUUUAAGUAAGGCUGUUAAAUGUCAAGAACUAGAUCUGGACACUAUCCUGCCAGAUCAGGAGAUGCUGAUGAAACUAAUGAUUCACCCACUUCAGAUUCAGGCAAGUCUUUCUGAAAUUCACAGCAAUAUGUGGGUUAGAAAUGGUCUACAAAUUAAAGGACAGGCCAUGACUUACGUGCAGUCUCAUUUCUGCAAUUCAAUGAUUGAUCCUGACAUUUAUCUGCUGCAAGUCUGUGCCUCUAGACUGGACCCAGAUUAUUUUAUUUCAUCUGUUUUUGAAAGAUUUAAAGUGGUAGAUCUGUUAACGAUGGCUUCACAGCAUCAAAAUACAGUUCUGGACUCAGAGCAUGAAAGGUCCAUGCUGGAAGGAGCCUUAACAUUUUUGGUCCUUUUGUUAAGUCUUCGUUUACAUUUAGGAAUGACAGAUGAUGAGAUCCUCAGAGCAGAGAUGGUAGCCCAGCUGUGUAUGAAUGACAGGACACACAGUUCAUUAUUGGAUCUCAUUCCAGAAAAUCCUAAUCCUAAAAGUGGCAUUAUUCCAGGAAGUUUAAGCUUUGAAUCAGUCCUGUCAGCAGUUGCUGACUUUAAAGCCCCUGUUUUUGAGCCUGGAGGUUCCAUGCAACAAGGAAUGUACACACCUAAAGCUGAAGUUUGGGAUAAGGAAUUUGACCCUGUCAUGGUAAUACUUCGAACAGUUUACCGCAGAGAUGUGCAGUCUGCAAUGGACAGAUACACAGCAUUCUUGAAGCAAAGUGGCAAAUUCCCUGGAAACCCAUGGCCUCCUUACAAGAAGAGAACACCACUACACCCAAGUUACAGAGGUCUCAUAAAACUUCUGCACUGUAAAACUCUGCACAUUGUGCUCUUCACACUUCUUUACAAGAUAUUAAUGGAUCAUCAGAACUUAUCAGAGCAUGUGCUUUGCAUGGUUUUAUAUUUGAUUGAGCUGGGGUUGGAAAAUUCUCCUGAACAAGAAUCAGAUGAAGAGGAAACUGCAGGUGGACAAGAGCGUUGCCAUGAUAGUUGGUUUCCAGGCAGUAAUUUGGUUUCUAACAUGCGUCACUUCAUUAACUAUGUCCGAGUGAGAGUACCAGAAACUGCUCCUGAGGUGAAGAGAGAACCACCCGCAAGUACAAGUUCUGAUGGUUUAGCUUCAUCACAAAACUCAGGGACAGCUCAAGUGUUCAGUUUGGUCGCAGAACGUAGAAAGAAAUUUCAGGAGAUCAUCAAUCGGAACACCAGCGAGGCAAAUCAGGUGGUUCGGCCCAAAACAUCAAUGAAAUGGUCAGCACCUGGUGCAACUCCACAGUUAACCACAGCCAUUCUAGAAGUCAAGGAAAGCAUCCUGUCUUUGCUGAUUAAAUUGCAUCACAAACUCUCAGGAAAACAAAACUCUUACUAUCCCCCAUGGCUGGAUGAUGUGGAUGUUUUAAUCCACCCAGAAAUUCCGAGAUACGCUCAUGGAGAUGGAAUGACGGCAGUAGAAAGAAUUUUACUGAAAGCUGCUGUACAGAGCAGAUUGAAUAAACGUAUAAUUGAAGAGAUAUGCAGGAAGGUGACGCCUCCUGUACCACCAAAAAAGAUUAGUUCUGCAGAGAAGAAAACUUUGGAUAAAGAAGAAAGACGACAGAAGGCUAGAGAAAGGCAACAGAAACUGUUGGCCGAAUUUGCCUCGAGGCAGAAAAGCUUCAUGGAAACUGCCAUGGAUGUUGAAUCACCAGAUGCUGACAUUGCCAUGGAGGUAGCUACAUCCGAACAGCAUGUUUCUGAGGCAAUAUAUGACUGUGUUAUUUGUGGACAAAGUGGCCCUUCUACUGAAGACAGACCUACAGGGCUAGUUGUACUAUUACAGGCAUCCUCAGUGUUGGGGCAGUGCCGCAACAGCAGCGAGCCCAGGAGACUCCCCACCACGGAAGAGGAGCAGAUCUAUCCCUGGGACACGUGUGCGGCGCUGCACGACGUGAGGCUGACAACGCUGCAGCGAUACUUCAAAGAUAGUUCCUGCCUACAAGCAGUGUCAAUAGGCUGGGAAGGAGGUGUUUAUGUACAAACUUGUGGUCACACUUUACACAUAGAUUGUCACAAAUCUUACAUGGAAUCCUUACGGAAUGACCAAGUCCUCCAGGGUUUUUCAGUGGACAAAGGAGAAUUUACCUGUCCCCUGUGUAGGCAGUUUGCCAACAGCGUUCUUCCUUGUUAUCCUGGAAACAACAUGGAACGAAGCGUUUGGCAAAGUCACAGUAACAAGUGUAUGCAAGAUCUUGUGCAAGAGGUGGAAGAACUUCAAGAACAGCUGGGAACUUUCCCAGUAAGCAUCAGUUCUGAAACCAACCUCAGUAAAGAAAUGGAAUCUGUAAUGAAAGAUAUAAAAAGUACCACACAGAAGAAGUAUACAGAUUAUAGUAAGACUCCUGGAUCACCUGACAAUGAUUUCCUGUUUAUGUAUUCUGUAGCCAGAACAAACUUGGAACUUGAGCUGGUCCACCGAGGAGGAAAUUUGUGUUCAGGAGGUGCAAGCACAGCUGGGAAAAGAUCAUGUUUGAAUCAGCUGUUUCACGUGUUGGCCAUGCACAUGCGCCUCUACAGUAUAGACUCUGCAUACAAUCCCUGGAGGAAACUAACUCAGCUCUCGCAGGAUAAAAACUCAGAGCUGGUAAGUGAAGAACUGCCAGAGGUUCCUGUGCUUUACAGAGAUGUCUCAUCCCUUUUGCUUAUCCAGAUUUUAACCAUGCCUCAACCAUUGCACAGAGAACACUUCACCUGCAUUAUAAAAGUGCUUUUCACUUUAUUGUAUACUCAAGCCUUGGCAGCACUUUCUGUUAAAUGCAGUGCUGAAGAUAGGAUGGCAUGGAAAGAGUCGGGAGCUCUCAAAAAGAAUACAUCCAGUGGAGAAAAAUCUUGGGAAGUAUUGCUGGGUCAUGUGAUUAGUGAACUGUCUAAGGGGAAGAUAUAUGAAGAAGAAGAGACUGAAGAAUUCUCAGUGGUAAAUCCGGAUUCUGUAGAGUGCUAUCUGCAGCAGUUCUGCCUGCCUUUCCUCAGGAUCACAAGCCUUCUUCAACACCAUCUCUUUGGAGGGGAUUUGCCUAGUUGUCAGGAAGAUGAAGAAUUCACCGUUCUUGCAAGCUGCCUGGGUCUGUUACCAUCUUUUCAGUCAGCUCAUCAGUUCACCAGUGCCUCUUGUCUUGAUUGGCCAGUGCCAGCAUUUGACAUGACAUCACAGUGGUGCUCAGAACUGGCUUCAUUUGCAGGCAGACAUCCUGAUCAAGUAAAGGCUUUGCUUAUCCAGGAACCUAAGUGGGACUUGCCACGCCUCCUUCAGCUGCCUGAGAAUUACAAUACCAUUUUUCAGUAUUAUCACAGAAAAACUUGUUCUGUUUGUACCAAGGUUCCUAAAGAUCCUGCUGUUUGCUUAGUUUGUGGUACUUUUGUAUGCUUGAAAGGACUGUGCUGUAAACAACAGAGCUACUGUGAAUGUGUACUGCAUUCUCAAAACUGUGGAGCUGGGACAGGAAUAUUCCUUUUGAUUAACGCGUCUGUAAUCAUCAUCAUACGAGGCCAUCGUUUCUGCCUUUGGGGUUCUGUUUAUCUCGAUGCACAUGGUGAAGAAGACAGAGAUCUUAGACGUGGUAAACCCCUGUACAUAUGCAAGGAAAGAUACAAAGUGCUUGAACAGCAGUGGGUGUCUCAUACUUUUGAUCAUAUCAAUAAAAGAUGGGGGCCACAUUAUAAUGGCUUGUAAAUCAUCGUCAUCAUCACCUACACACCAUGUAACUGCUGUUACCAUGAAUGAAUGCAUCCUGACUGACAAUAGCUUUAACUGAAUGGGAGUUUAGCUCCUUGGCUCGGGGUGGAAGUGGGUAUGGGCAUAAAAGGGAAAUGGAACUUUGUCAACAUGUGUAAUUUGUGCAAAAUGACCUGUUGUUGCUACAAAAGAAUGAUACAAUAAUUGAAAUUAAAUCCUCAAAAUGGUGUGAGCAA
Passer domesticus (house sparrow) is the source of this 5886-nucleotide messenger RNA. RefSeq names its product ubiquitin protein ligase E3 component n-recognin 3 (gene UBR3). The transcript is spliced from 39 exons. Lineage: Eukaryota; Metazoa; Chordata; Aves; Passeriformes; Passeridae. Bases 86 to 5647 code for a protein of 1853 amino acids. The record is from RefSeq and is a predicted model, not a curated record. Gene Ontology annotation, biological process: protein ubiquitination; ubiquitin-dependent protein catabolic process via the N-end rule pathway. Gene Ontology annotation, cellular component: cytoplasm; ubiquitin ligase complex. Gene Ontology annotation, molecular function: zinc ion binding; ubiquitin protein ligase activity.